Messenger RNA from Telopea speciosissima, 1159 nucleotides. Its product is annotated as zinc transporter 8-like. Gene Ontology annotation, cellular component: plasma membrane. The record is from RefSeq and is a predicted model, not a curated record. Lineage: Eukaryota; Viridiplantae; Streptophyta; Magnoliopsida; Proteales; Proteaceae. The coding region runs from base 4 to 1050 and encodes 348 amino acids. Gene Ontology annotation, biological process: zinc ion transmembrane transport. Gene Ontology annotation, molecular function: zinc ion transmembrane transporter activity. The transcript has 3 exons.
GUCAUGGAAAAGCUAAUCUUCUUCUUCUCUCUUCUCCUCCUUAUACUUUCCCCUGUUUUAGUAUCAGGUGAUUGUACAUGUGAUACUGAAGAAAACAAGGGUGUUAACAGCAAACAUGAAGCACUUAUGUACAAGAUAGGUGCUAUAGCUUCAAUUCUUUUGGGAGGUGCAGUUGGUGUUUGUAUUCCUGUUUUAGGGAAGAGAUUUCCGGCGUUACGACCGGAAAACGACAUUUUCUUUAUGGUGAAGGCUUUCGCCGCCGGAGUGAUCCUUUCGACGGGGUUCAUACAUAUAUUACCUGAUGCAUUUGAGCAAUUAACAUCUCCUUGUCUCAAUCAAAGCUUAUGGGGGGAUUUUCCUUUUGCGGGUUUUGUUGCAAUGGUUUCUGCAAUUGGGACUUUAAUGAUAGACACUUUUGCUACUAGUUACUUUAGAAGAUCAUACUUUAAUAAGGCUAAACCAGUUAACUCAGAUGAAGAGAACGGUGAAGUUCAUGUUCAUACACAUGCCACACAUGGUCAUUCACAUGGGUCGUCGGCUAUUGUCGCCGGCGGCGGUGAAUCAGAAGUUAUCCGGCAUCGUGUCAUAUCUCAGGUUUUGGAGUUGGGGAUUGUGGUUCACUCUAUAAUCAUAGGGAUUUCAUUAGGUGCUUCUGUAAGUCCUAAUGUGAUAAAGCCUCUGUUUACAGCCCUUACUUUCCACCAGUUCUUUGAAGGCAUGGGACUAGGUGGAUGCAUCACACAGGCAAGAUUCAAGAGCAGAGCUGUUGUAGUUAUGGCACUUUUCUUCUCCCUUACUACUCCAGUUGGGAUUGCAAUAGGGAUUGGGAUAACGAAUGUUUACGAUGAAAAUAGUCCGACCGCUCUCAUCGUCGAAGGGGUUCUUGAUUCUGCUGCGGCCGGUAUUUUGAUUUAUAUGUCACUUGUGGAUCUACUUGCAGCUGAUUUCAUGACUCCCAGGAUACAAGGCAAUCUAAGGCUUCAGAUAGGGGCACAUAUAUCUCUUCUCUUGGGGGCUGGUUGUAUGUCUGUUUUGGCAAAAUGGGCUUGAGCUGUUAAUAUGUGGGCUUUCUGUGGGAUGCCUUUUUUUUUUUUAUUAUUAACUUUGAAGGUUUUGUUUUCCGUCAACCCUUAUGAAAUUUACAUUUUUUUUUUUAAAA